GUUGCAAAAGAGAAAAUAGUUGAGUCCAAAGACUCCAAAACAUUUUCAGUUCACAUUUUGGAGAGAGGAACAAAGUUUGAAGAGGGAAUCGAAAUCGACGAAGACAAGAAACUGGAGUACUUUCAUGUUCCGGCUCACAACGGACUCACUGAUGCUGACUUCCUAUACGAUUUUAAAAAUGUAAGUUUUUGUUUGUUUAUGGGUAACGGAAGGUAAUUUCCAAGCUGAGACACAAACUAACUCCUUUAUCUUUCUCCUUUAUCAGCGACUGACCGUUAUGCGGAUUAAACGUGACGCCAAGUGUUAUUUAAGUCCACUUCCUGACAGUUUGCCAAGUCCCUCUCUGCUGAAAACUGGAUUACAAAUGGUACUAAUUUUUAAGAAUAGUCAAAGUCCGUUCUUUUGAAUUUUUCCCUUCUUUUUCCCGCAAUAAGAGACCGCUCUUUACACAAAAGAUUCCUGCCGGUAGAAGACUCGUGACAUUUAUGUUAAACUGAAAACAGAAAGCGAUUAAUGCGAAAGCCAGAAAGAGAAAGAGUUUGCAGUACAUGCCAGUUUCAUAUUGUGCCGCUGUAUAAGUGUUGUGCACAAAACGGGAAAAACUCUAACAUUCGUCUCCAAAAUGGCUUCACGCCCAAUCAUGGUAUGGUACGCAUCUGGCAGGUUAAAAAAGUAAAUUAAUUAACAGUUUCUAUAAAGAGAAGAAAAACGCAGAUAUAAACUUUGAGGAAAAGGGAGAAGGCAUCUGUAUUCUCUCGUUUUGUUUAUUAGCGUGGCACUAGGGGUGAAAAGGGACGAGAAAAGUUUUCGCCCUAUGUAACGAUGUAAGGUAACCCGGCAAUUCCGGAAUCCGGGAAAAUCUUACUUGUGGAAUCCGGAAUCCUGGGCUUCGGAAUCCGUAAUUCAACUAAUGGGAUUUCUAUUGAGAAGAUAUCCGAAAUCCAGUACCUAGAAUGGCGGAAUCCACAUAGUAGAACCCAGAAUCCAAGACUGUCUUGGAUUACCUCUGACAUGGGGCGAAAAUUUUAGGAUAGAAAUUUAUAGCCGGCGAAGCAUGGCGGUUUUGUCUGGUGCGCUGUCGGGCGGCUAACCGCAAAAGCGCGCGAAGCGUCCGCGGACGAGCGGCGAAGCCGCAAGGAAAAUAAAAACCUCGUUGCUCUGGCACCAAUCUCCUCGCAGUUUCACUGCCUUUGGCCACCUUCGCCCACCUUGGCUUCUUUGCGCGCCCAACCAAAACUGUCAUGCUACUCAAGCUAAAAAAAUUAAUAUAAACCUAUUAGGGUCAUUGUCCUGUGUCAUAUAUCGACAGAAUUUCUGAAUUAUAGGUUCCUCAAACUCCCCCAUCGAAGAAUAACGUAGUUGUUCGGAAGUAUUGGACCAUCGGGCAACAGAUGGUAAAACGUUUCAUGAGAAAAGAAGUGCAGGAAUUCUGCGGCCAUUUCCCAAUGUUUCGCUUGCAAGAGAUGGAUUUGGAUCUAGCUGCUGAUCUAAAGAAGACCCAUUUAGGGCGGACUCGCUUAGGUAACUAUAAUAGAAUUGGACGAAACGCUCAUGGAUGAACUUUAAUGAUACUUAUAAUGCUGUUUACGCGUUGUGAAAAUGAUAAAUCACACAUUACGCUGCUAAGCCCAAUCACGCCUCAAGCGGCUAAUUUGGGUUCCAUCACGCGUCACGGAAAACCCCUUCGCCACGCUGAAAAAGGUCUAUUCUCAAAGAAACGUUAAGGUAAUUGUUUCCUUUUCAAUCCACAGCAAGAGAUCUUAGUCGGACGAACCUUACUGGACUCCCAUUUUGCAAGAAUAAACCCUUACCCACACGAAAGCCUGAUGGAUCACCUGCUUGCCAUCCUCACGACAUGCUUUUUGAUUUUGAAGUCCGUGAGAAUCAUUGCACGUGGUGGCUAGUUUGCCGAUUUAGCGUAGAAAAGAAGAGCGUGAUGUGUGAGGACUGGGCACACAAAUAUAACAGCAUGAUUUGCUACACUCCACGUUGUCCUUAG
Porites evermanni is the source of this 1999-nucleotide messenger RNA. Lineage: Eukaryota; Metazoa; Cnidaria; Anthozoa; Scleractinia; Poritidae. The record is from the annotation of a GenBank genome assembly.